This is a messenger RNA of Anopheles merus, 1408 nucleotides long. RefSeq lists its product as uncharacterized. Lineage: Eukaryota; Metazoa; Arthropoda; Insecta; Diptera; Culicidae. The transcript has 2 exons. The record is from RefSeq and is a predicted model, not a curated record. Gene Ontology annotation, biological process: proteasome assembly. The coding region runs from base 880 to 1287 and encodes 135 amino acids.
AAACACUCCAAAACUGCAGCAAUAUUUUUAUAUGGUAUGUAAAAAUAAUUACAUUCGUCGAUCAGCUCGUAAUUAUGCGACAAUACGACGGGAAAUGGAAAAGCCGCGCUUUUGCCCGCGCGUGGUCUAACCUUGCCGGCAAAUCAGAUGUUUUCAUCGGAAGCGACGCAAUGUUUGUGCUUGUUUGUGGGGCAGAAGGAGGCAAAAAGAGCAACAAAAAAAAAAACCGACGCACCACACUUCAUUGUGAAUUUACGAAUAACUGGCAACGAACACCGUCAUCGUGAGACGGAGGAAAAGUGGAAAAGCUUUCUCGUUGCAUUGGUUCUGUGAAUCGGAAGGUAAAUACGGUGGCAAUAGGACAAUUCCAGCCGAGUGUCGCUACAAGCAAUCAAGGGAAAAACGGAUCUCCAAGACACGCCGGUUGCAGGAGCGGAGCAGCGUUUUGCGGUUGUACGCGUGAAAAACGAACCGGGAAGCGGUGCGGGGCUAUUAUCAAAUCUACACCCGCAGGCGGAGGAGUCGGCAAAGGCCCGGCGGGUGGACGGUGGCGUUUCGUCCUUUCGUCCUUUCGUCGUAUCCGCGGCGACGGAAUGAAGUGUUUAUCCGGUGCGGUGCGACGAUAGCCCAACCCUCCCACCAGUUGGUUUCGAAUUUCCCACCAGCCCCAAAACGACAGUGAUAGACACAUUUCCCGGGGCACAGCGCACCAAGCUAAAGCGGGGCGUGUGUAUGCGCUCGUGUGUAUAAACAUCAUUAGCCGCGACCCAACCCAAGGACGGGGAAAAAAGGCAAAAAAGGAAAUUCCAACGAAUUACAUCCGGGUCGUCUUCACUUCACCCAGUGCCUCACACACCAAGCAGCAGCAGCAGCAUCGCCAUGACCGCCACCAGCACGACCGAACCGGCGGCAUUCGAUCACAUCGAGACGAUUGUGAUCGAGGGUCAGCCGACCGACAUCGUGUACCAUCGGUUUGCGAACAAGCUGUUCCUCAUCAUCACCCAGCACCAGAAGGUGGCCAACGUGUACACGGUGCGCAGUCACGCCCACAACGAUCUGAGCGGGGACGGGCCGGGCGGAGCUGCCGGCGCUGACGGUUCGAACCGCAUCUACACCAUCAAGCACACGUUCGGCGCCAGCUCGGACGAGGCGGAAGCGGCCAUCCGCUAUCUGAUGAGCUUCCUGCAGCAGAGCGACGAGAUCGUCAUCACGCUCGGGCUGCGGCGGAUCGACAAGGCAACGCUGGACCAGAUCGGGGCCCAGCUCCGGAAGAUUGUGCUAGGAUAGGGCUAAAGAGGGAUGCGGCAGAGGAAUAUUCUAACCGUUGGUACAUACGUUUCUUUCCGUUCUUAGGAGUUUCUUAAAUAAAUACGCGUACACACGUUCACGCUUUGGUGGCGCGCCACAC